AUGGAGAAUACGCUGGCAAGACUAUGGAAGACUCCACAGGAUCUCGCCGACUACAGCUACGAGAUCCAGCAACAAAUCGACAAGAAGUUCGUGGAAGAAGCAGAUAUGGAGUACGAUGGUCACCACACGUAUGUACCAAAUCAUCCAGUUUUCAGAAGAGACAAAAACACGUCGAAGAUUCGCCCAGUUUUUGAUGGAGCAGCUAAAUCGAAAUUUGGGCCAAGCCUGAAUGAAGUGUUAGAAAUCGGACCGAAUUUAAACCCCGCUUUCAGUCAAAAUCCCGAAGAUGCAGAAGCGAUCAGGUAUUUAUGGUCUACGGAGCCAAGUAAAGUUGGGUCCCCGCUGAUGGCUUACAAAUGGUUAAGAGUCCCGUUUGGCUUAAUUCCUAGUACCUUCUUGCUGAGAGCAGCUGUAAACAAGCACCUGAAAUCUGUUUAUUCUAGAUAUCCAGACACGGUGGACCAAUUAAUGGAAAAUGUAUAUGUCGACGAUUAUUUAGGUGGAGCAGACAAAGUCGAAACGGCCAAAACAAGAGUCGACGAGACGAAUAUCCUAUUCAGUGAAGCACAACUCAACAAGAGGAGCUAUGCAACAAAUAGCGAAGAGCUCCGUCAACACCUGGAAGAAAAAGGCCUCGAAAAUCAAGCAGUAGGUCUUCUGUCUCCCUCUUUGGAUAGUCAACAGAAAGUGCUCAGGAUCCGGUGGGAUACUGGAUCCGAUACGUUCCAAUUCGAGCCGUCCACAAUUGUACAAUCAGCUGAAGAGUUCGGCGAAAAAAUCACAAAGAGAAAAAUUUUAAGUAUUUCAUCUAGAAUUUUUGAUCCUUUAGGUUUUCUAGCCCCAACAGUCCUCCUGCUAAAGAUAAUUUAUCAACAGCUUUGGGAGAAAGACGUAGAUUGGGGUAGAGUUGCCUCGGAAGAAAUCCAAAAAUCAUGGAAAGCAGUGAUGAAAGGUGUUAUCAAUUUCAACCAGCUGAAAAUUCCACGCUGGGUAGGAUUUGGAAAAGACAUAGUGGCAGCAGAAUUACACGUGUUCGGAGACGCAUCGGAAGCUGCGUACGGAGCCGUAGCUUACGUCCGGCUUCAAAGAGCAAAUGAAAAGCCGUUCACCACAUUUCUCGUCAGAAAAACGAAAGUAGCGCCUCUACCAAAACGUAAGGUCACCUUACCACGCUUAGAAUUAUUAAGCUCUCUUUUGGCAGUCCGUCUAGGUGAAGCUGUAAGAAAAGCGCUGCACAUUGAAAAAUGGAGAGUGACGUAUUGGUCGGAUUCAUUGGUAACGCUUGGAUGGAUCCGAGGUGACGCUAACAGUUGGAAGCCGUUUGUCCGAAAUCAAGUGGAGACAAUUCAAGGUUUCUCCGAGAAGAAUUGGUGGAAGCACUGCCCAGGAGUCCAGAAUCCAGCGGAUCUUGCUUCGCGGGGAGUGCUGUUAGACUCUCAGCUGUGGUGGCACGGACCCGAAAGGCUGAUCGAAGAAGAAGACAAUUGGCCGGAUUCUACACAAGAAAAGCAAGAUCCAUCCAUUCAAGAAACUAUAGACGCAGAGUCAAGAGGAGCAGUAGUUAACAUCACUGCUGCCGUUGCAAUGCCAACAGAGCCUAUCGACUGGGACUUAGAUUUCGUCUCAACCUGGAAUCGACUUCUGCAGAGUCGAGUCUGCAUUCUUAGGUUCUCCAACAGAAGCAGUAAAAGAACACGUGACCCAGGCGUAGGGCUAACUGAAGCAAUCAAAGUGAAAGAUAAAGUUAUCAGAGUCGCCAGGUUUGCAAGCGAAGAAUUAGACGAGGCGGAGCUGACGAUUUAUAGGCAGCUCCAGAAAGAAAGGUAUCCAAAGGCGUACGAGACACUCCAGCCUGACUACCGAUCCGUCAAAAGAAAAAGAUCGCAGCUCUUAAUCCAGUCUGGGAUGAAAGAGACAAGCUAA
Molecule: messenger RNA, 1923 nt
Organism: Daphnia pulicaria
Lineage: Eukaryota; Metazoa; Arthropoda; Branchiopoda; Diplostraca; Daphniidae
Exons: 2
Coding region: 1-1923 (640 amino acids)
Source: RefSeq, a predicted model, not a curated record